CCCGGCCCUUGAACGCAGAGCUAGCUCUUUCUCCCUUCCCCUCUCUCUCUCUCUCUCUCUCUCUCUCUCUCUCUCUUCCUCUGUGCAAGUGUAGCUGAGCACGAUGCAGUCCAUUUCGAGGCGUCUAGGGCACCAAUCUCUGAGACCUUCACAUUCAGUCGCGUCGCUCAAGUCUAUCUACCCUCUUUCCGAUCACUAUUAUGGAGCUGAUCAUCCAAAGUACGGAUCUACUCUUGCCACCAAGGGGGCGGGGCACCUUGUUCGCAAGGGCACAGGUGGAAGAUCAUCUGUUAGUGGCAUUGUUGCUACUGUCUUUGGGGCAACUGGGUUCCUUGGUCGUUAUGUUGUGCAACAACUUGCUAAGAUGGGAUCUCAAGUAUUAGUUCCUUUUCGGGGGUCUGAAGAUAGCCAUCGACAUCUUAAGCUGAUGGGGGAUUUGGGACAGAUAGUGCCAAUGAAAUAUAAUCCAAGAGAUGAAGCUUCCAUUAAAGCUGUUAUGGCAAGAGCUAAUGUAGUUAUUAACCUUAUUGGGAGGGAGUAUGAAACAAGAAACUAUAGCUUUGAGGAAGUGAACCAUUCAAUGGCGGAACAACUUGCCACAAUUGCUAAAGAACAUGGUGGUAUUGUGAGAUUUAUCCAAGUUUCAUGCUUAGGAGCAUCUGCAUCAUCUCCAUCCAGAUUGCUAAGGGCUAAAGCUGCCGCUGAGAAAUCAGUGAUGGAAGAAAUACCUGAGGCCACAAUUUUGAGACCUGCUGUAAUGAUCGGUACAGAAGAUCGAAUUCUGAACCGUUGGGCACAAUUUGCAAAGAAGUAUAGCUUUAUGCCACUCGUGGGCGAUGGAUCUACUAAAAUCCAACCUGUAUAUGUUGUUGAUGUUGCUGCUGCAAUUAUGGCUGCCUUAAAAGAUGAUGGCACCAGUAUGGGAAAAGUUUAUGAACUUGGUGGGCCAGAGAUAUUUACAGUGCAUGAAUUGGCGGAGAUUAUGUAUGACGUGAUCCGAGAAUGGCCUCGCUAUGUGAAAGUCCCUUUCCCAAUCGCAAAGGCCAUUGCAUUGCCACGGGAAAUAUUGCUUAAUAAGGUUCCCUUUCCAUUACCCAAUCCCGACAUCUUCAACCUUGAUCAGAUCCUUGCACUAAGUAAUGAUAUCGUCGUGUCAGAAAAUGCUUUGACUUUCAAUGAUCUUGGAAUUGUGCCACGCAAGCUGAAGGGAUACCCUAUAGAGUUUCUUAUUUGCUAUCGUAAGGGUGGCCCCCAGUUUGGUUCUACAAUCAGUGAAAGAGUGUCUCCCGAUUCUUGGCCAUGAUCAACACUGGUUGUUGAUGCCCAAAUGUUUUCAUUUUUGUUCAAGGGCAACCCAAUUAACUUUAAUUCAGGUUUUCACAGGGGUGCUUGUUUAAAAGUUAGGAAAACAAUAAAGAAUGGAGAAUGAUUCUUCUGUGAUUUCAGACCUGUAUAAUUUGAGUAAAAUAUCGCAUUUGUAAUUUUAAAGCAUUUUGGAUUAUGGUCUUGAGCCCGCAAUUAUGAAGAGAAUUCUGUGUAUUUGUUUUCAUGGCAUUAUCUCACCUUUCUUUUGGCUCC
This is a messenger RNA of Ziziphus jujuba (common jujube), 1578 nucleotides long. Its product is annotated as NADH dehydrogenase [ubiquinone] 1 alpha subcomplex subunit 9, mitochondrial. Bases 104 to 1303 code for a protein of 399 amino acids. Gene Ontology annotation, cellular component: mitochondrion. The record is from RefSeq and is a predicted model, not a curated record. NCBI's taxonomy places the organism in Eukaryota, Viridiplantae, Streptophyta, Magnoliopsida, Rosales, Rhamnaceae. Gene Ontology annotation, molecular function: protein-containing complex binding. The transcript has 13 exons.